Anoplophora glabripennis (Asian longhorned beetle) is the source of this 641-nucleotide messenger RNA. RefSeq names its product NADH dehydrogenase [ubiquinone] 1 beta subcomplex subunit 8, mitochondrial (gene ND-ASHI). NCBI's taxonomy places the organism in Eukaryota, Metazoa, Arthropoda, Insecta, Coleoptera, Cerambycidae. The transcript is spliced from 3 exons. Gene Ontology annotation, cellular component: mitochondrion. The record is from RefSeq and is a predicted model, not a curated record. The coding region runs from base 69 to 590 and encodes 173 amino acids.
CCCUCAAAAGUCAUAUUUGACAUUUGACGUUUUGAUGUUUUGAUCUUAUUAACUUUAAUUAAAAAAAAAUGAACUCCCUGGUGAAAACAAGAAUUCCUCAGUCGUGGUUAAAAAAUAAUGCGGUAUUGCUUACUGCCGUUAGAAAUCACUGGAAUAAAGACUAUAAGCCAGCACCGUUUCCUAAAACAGAAGAGGAAAAGAUAGCUGCUGCAGAGAAAUACGGAAUACCUCUGGCAGAGUACAAACCUUAUCCAGAUGAUGGACAGGGAUAUGGCGACUACCCUGAGUUACCACUUCAAUCGGCCGAGUCCAAGGAUCCCUUUUACCCAUGGGAUAAUCCCGAGUUGAAAAGGAAUUUCAAUGAACCGUUGCAUGUCGAGUUUGAUCUGGUCAGGGAGGAUCGUUAUGAUGUAAAUGCGAAGUUUAGAAAGCCCAUGUGGUAUUUAUGGUUGCAAUUUCUAGGAACAAUAGCUGGUUUUUAUGGCUUAUACUUUUUAUUUGAAAAUGUUAAAAUGUUUCAAGCGACUCUUCCUAAGCAGUAUCCUGGACAGGGAAAGAAGCACUACACUUUUGAAGAAAAUGAUGAAUGAGGUGGUUAUAAUAAUUAGAUAAAUAUUUAAAAAUAAAAUCUCAUAAAUUUA